Molecule: messenger RNA, 4389 nt
Organism: Hydractinia symbiolongicarpus
Lineage: Eukaryota; Metazoa; Cnidaria; Hydrozoa; Anthoathecata; Hydractiniidae
Product: alpha-mannosidase 2-like
Exons: 16
Coding region: 786-4163 (1125 amino acids)
Biological process (GO): N-glycan processing; protein deglycosylation; mannose metabolic process
Cellular component (GO): Golgi membrane
Molecular function (GO): carbohydrate binding; alpha-mannosidase activity
Source: RefSeq, a predicted model, not a curated record
UAUCAGGUUAUAAACCUAAAGUAAAAUCUCUGUUUUUUAUGUAUAUUUAAGUUUUUUUUUGCAUAAAAAUAAACAUAAUGUCUGUAACAGCGAUGUAUGGAACGUUCUUUUCUAAUGUUUAUAGAACUUUGUUAUCUAUUUAUAUCUAAGCAAUCACAGUGUACAUGAUAAAAUGAAUGGCGGCAAUAAGGAGGAGAUAGUUGCGUGUGUCUUAUUAAUUGUAUUUUAUAUUUAUUUCUGAUAUUUUUAGUGGCCACCUGUUGCUCGAAGGUAGCAAAGAUAAAAAAGAAAAUUUUUAUCUAUAUGCUUUAAUUUUAACAUUUUUCAAUAUUUUUAACAAGAAUUAAUAAUUAAGUCCUGGGCACUAGGUUGUGAAAUACCUGUCAAUUUACCUAAAAACGAUACCUGCUAUAUUGCUCUAUUACCAAAAGCAAAUCAUUUUAAUAGAAAGUUAAGCAAUUUCACUGUGUGAAAAAAAAUAAAUCACGUAGUUGAAGUAAGAUUACGUAGAUAUAGGAUCACGCAUGGAGUUAUAUUAAUGUACGCAUUUUAUCCCAUUGGUACUAUUUUCUUCAUUAAAUUUAUUAACUUUAAAAUUCACAAUAAAUGACAAAAAAUAUAAAACUUAUCAAAUUACCCGCACCACAUUAUAACCCGCACCAACGGUGGAAGUCGUAAAAAUCAACUUAUAACCUGUGGGUUAUAUGACGGAAAAUACGGUAGUCCAUAUUAUCACCAAAUAAAUUUUACCAGAAUUUUUUAAAUUUUUUAUAGGAUAAAUAAAGAUGAAGAAACUCACAGCCUUAUUUGGGAGUUGCUUGUUUUUCUUCAUUGUCAUGUCAAUGUAUCUAGUACUUGAUCAGUUUAAUUCUAAUCCAGAUAAAGACUCAUUCCAUCGUGAGACUCAACGGGCUGCAUCAUCUGUUGCAAAGAUACGUUCUGAUGUUGAGGCCUUAGAAAAGAAGCUGGAUUUUUCUAAUAGAGUUAUUGACACAAUAAAUGACAGUGUAGAAGAUCUGAGCAGCAAAUCAAAAAAAGACUCCCAUAUAAAGUUUGUUGCAGAAAGUGAUUCAUUAACAUCCAACGAGGGCAUGUGCAGUUUCACAAAUUCUCCAUCUGGUCAUACACAAGACAUUAGAAUGGUAGAUUUUUUUGACAAAAUUCCUUUUGAUAAUCAAGACGGAGGAGUCUGGAAGCAAGGAUGGGAUGUGUCUUACAAACAAGAUGCAUUUGAUAAAAAAAAGUUGUUGGUGUUUGUUAUGCCUCAUUCACACAAUGAUCCAGGUUGGUUGAAAACUUUAGAUCAGUACUUUAGAGAACAAACAGUAAAAAUUAUCAGCAAUGUUAUUGAAGCACUGGCAAAAGAUGAAAAACGGAAAUUUAUCUGGGCAGAGACAUCAUAUUUUUCAAUGUGGUGGGCAGAGGCAACUCCAGCGAAAAAAGUCAUGGCACAAGAACAAAUAAAAAAUGGACAACUAGAAAUUGUAACAGGGGGUUGGGUGAUGAAUGAUGAAGCAAACCCACAUUAUGCCAACAUGCUUGACCAACUAGUUGAAGGUCACCAGUGGAUGGAAAAACAUAUAGGAACAAAGCCAAAAUAUGGAUGGGCAAUUGAUCCUUUUGGCUAUUCCUCCACAAUGCCUUACCUGUUAAAGAGAAUGGGAUUUGAAGGAAUGUUGAUACAAAGAGUUCAUUAUAAUGUCAAAAAGCAUCUUGCCAAAAAUAAGCAACUUGAGUUCAUGUGGAGACAGAAUUGGGAUCAUGGAAAAUCAACAGAUAUAUUUACACAUGUCAUGCCAUUUUACAGUUACGAUGUGCCACACACUUGUGGACCAGAUCCCAAAAUUUGCUGUCAGUUUGAUUUCAGACGAUUGGCUGGAGGUGGCAUGUUUUGUCCUUGGCAUAUUCCCCCACGAGAAGUGGAUGAUAAUAACGUAAAGGAGAGGGCUGAACUUUUACUCGAUCAGUACAAAAAGAAAGCUCAGUUAUACAGAUCCAAUGUUGUAUUGGCUCCAUUAGGGGAUGAUUUUCGUUAUGAUCGUGAAUUUGAAACCAGGGCACAGUUUGAUAACUACGAAAAACUGAUGAGCUAUAUAAACAGUCAUCCAGAGUUAAAAACAGAAAUUAAGUUUGGAACUUUGUCUGAUUAUUUUCAUGCAGUUGCUGGAAGAGAAGGUGUAAAGCCUGGUGAGCAACCUUUUGGUUUUCCAUCUCUAGGAGGGGACUUCUUUACUUAUGCUGAUCGAGAUGACCACUACUGGAGUGGUUAUUAUACAUCAAGAUCAUUUUACAAACAUAUGGACCAAGAACUUUCUGCACAUCUAAGGGGAGCAGAGAUUCUUUUUUCUCUGGCUUUAGCUCAUAGUAGGCACCAUGGAAAGUUUCCAUGUGACGAUCUAUACCCUAAGCUUUUAUCAGCUAGGAAGGAGUUGGCUUUGUUUCAGCAUCAUGAUGGAGUUACUGGAACUGCAAAAGACCAUGUUGUUGUUGAUUAUGGGGAAAGGAUGUUAAGAGCAAUUCGUGAUAGUGUUAAAGUAAUGGAAACGUCCUCAAACUUUCUUUUGACAUCAAACAAAGAAGAUUUUCAGGAGUUGUAUGCUGAUGUACCAUUAAUUAAAUUUGGAGAGAGUCGUGAACGGCACGAUUCUUUGUCAGUAAAAGAUACCAUUAUAAUUUCUAAUACUCCUAGAUCAGUAGUGUUUUAUAAUUCACUGGCACAAGAAAGAAAACAAGUUGUUUUUGUUCAUAUUUCUGAAGAGUUUGUCCAGGUUAUUGACAAUAAUGGUCAAAUAGUUCCACAUCAAGUGAGUUUGUUGUGGAAGUCAGAAAGAGAUGUAUCACAAGGGAAAUAUGAACUUUCAUUUGCUGUUACGAUGCCUCCACUGGGCCUUGUGAAAUUUGAGAUAAAAAGAACGACUGAAGAUGUAGAUAAAAGUUUAGCAUCAACAUCCACUUAUGGCUUUGCAAUGUCACAGUUAGUUAACAAACAUUUUAAAGUUGCAGCUGGUACUGAAAAACAAAUUGAGGUAAAAAACAAGCAUUUUACGGCAACAUUUGAUGCAGACAGUGGCUUACUAACCGACAUAACUAAAAGUGGACAACGAAAUAAGUUAGAAAUUCAUUUUAUGAAAUAUGGUACUGUUGGGAAGAUGGAUAGAAGUGGAGCUUAUUUGUUUUUGCCAAGUGGAUCAGCGCUUCGAGUGGAUGCUUCCAAUCCACCAGUUACUGUGACAUGUGGUAAGAUUUAUACUGAAGUAUCAACAAAAUUAGAAUAUGUAACGCACAAGUUACGAAUAUUUCAUGUUGAUGUGCUGGAGGCACAAAGUUUAGACAUUCGAAACAUAUUGGAUAUCCGCCACACUACUAACUUUGAAUUUGUUAUGAGGAUUGAAAGUGAUGUGAAAAAUAGUGACAAAGAAUUUUUUACAGAUUUAAAUAGUUUUCAGAUGCAACGUAGAAAGACAUUAGCCAAACUUCCCUUACAGGCUAAUUUUUAUCCUGUUCCUGCCAUGGCUUAUAUUCAGGAUAAAAAGAAAAGAUUAACAAUUCAUACACAACAAGCUAAUGGAUUUGCAAGUCUUGAGCAAGGUUUUCUUGAGCUGGUUCUUGACAGACGGUUAAUGCAAGAUGAUAACAGAGGUCUUGGACAAGGCGUAACUGAUAACAAGAUCACUCCUUCCAAUUUUCGGUUACUUCUGGAAACCUUUACAACCGAGCCCACAGUGCAUAAUCCUCCAAUUCCUAUCUCCUACCCAUCAGCACUGAGUACGUUGUUAUUACAUGAACUACAAUAUCCUGUGUUUACAUUUUCGACUCCAGUCACAACCCCUUCCUCCACAUUCCAAACAUUCGUAGCUGGAUUAAAGAAGCAACUGCCAUGUGAUAUACAUCUUGUGAAUUUAAAAUCAUUGCAAGAUAACAUCAAGUCUUCCCCAGGAUUGACAACAGCUAUGUUUUUACAUCGCAUUGGAUACGAUUGCAAUUUCAUCCUUAAAUGUUCUGAAAGAAGGCUAACAUAUCAAGAAAUAUUUGAACCAUUAACCGUAAAGAGUGUUGAAGAAACAUCCUUAAGUUUAAUGCAUAAACAGAAGAAUAUUGAUGCAAGUUCUAGAAUCACUGUCCCACCGAUGGAAAUUCAAGCAUAUAAAUUAAAACUAACAUAACAUUAAAAUCUAUCUUUUUAUUUGAUGUUAUUUUUUCUUGUUUUUUUUUGACAAAUAUUUUUAGGAUUUUUGCAACUGUGUAUUUUUGCGGAUGUAUAGAAAUAUGUCCACAUUCUGGAAUUGUAUUUUUGAAAAGUCAAUGUAAACUUUUAAAGGAAUCAAAAAAUGUUUUUACAAGCAAUUCAAAAACAUCCUAUUGUAAUCAAAAAGUACUUUGAAGUACUUA